AUGGUUUCGUUCAGUUCUCUGUUGGACUUCGUGGCGAUCGGUUGAGGUUGUGCGAUAUUUGCUUCGGAAAGGCAAAAUUUUGUUGGGAGAAGAGUGCAUUGGUCAAAAAAGUUUGGGUGAUAAUUGGUCUUGGUUGAUUUUUGUGCUUAUCGCAUGAAUAAGUUUGAUCCUGGAGAAAAAGUUGGUAAAAAGAAAAAUAUUUUAAAAAGUUGAAAAACAAAAGUGUCCUAAACAAGUGUCAAGGAAAUAACAUAAAACGAAACCAAAAGAAGAAGAGUGAGUUUGUGUAUCGUUUAUUUUCGGUGGUGGCGCGGGUCGAAAAUCGGAAGUGUACAAACAAAAUAGUGCAAAAAAAAGAUCACAAAAUCGGUAGGAAAUAAAAAAAUAAAACCAGCGGCAGUGGCAGCAGAGAAGACCGUGACGGGAAAAAUCGAAUUUUGGAUGAAAAUAAAACAACACAUGUAUAAAAACCGUUGAAAAGUGGAAAAUAAGAAGGAGCGGAGUUGCCAAGCCAAGUGGAACGCGCCAAAGAAUCAUCGAAAACGAUCGUGUGUUUAUGAGGAGGGGUUUGUGUGCAAUUAUCAAAGGUGAUUAUAAAGUUCUGCUUUGGUUAUUUGACAUCGCUCACUCGUCGAGUUGAUCGUGGUUGAUGUGCCAAAAUCAGCGAAACUCAGCGUUUGAAGAAAACAAGAAUACAGGAAAAAAUCGGCCGUGAUCAAGAAAAAGUGGAAGAAGAAAAGUCGCAAUCAAAAGUGAAUCGAGUAAACAUCUUGGAUUGAAAAGAGAAGAAGGAAAAAACUCACAGAUUUGGCACAGAUGUAAACAAAAGAAAAGAAAAAAAAGAGUGUUCGAAAAAGAAGAAGUUAAGUUUAAGUUGGUGGGUUCGCUUUGAUCGUGUACGGCGGUGAAUAGUGUGGCUACCGGCCGGAAGAUGUCCUCGUCGCCGCUGUUGACCAGCUACACUCUGCGCAUCCGGAGUGACACCAGUCCGGUGACGGCCACGGCCACUUUUACGGCCAACGGUGUACUGUGCAACAGCCCGGCCACCGUCGGGGAGUCGCUCAAAAAGCUGAGCCUGAACGACGCUUCGACGGCGAGCAAUAACUCGGGCGAGUCGACGGAUCCGCUGGAGUCGGAUUUUAGCGGGGCCGAGGAGGAGGAGGAAGAGGACGAGGAGGAGGACGGUGGACGGCGGUUCAGGGUCAUACAAACGGACGACGACGACGAAGAAGAAGACGAGGAGGAGGAGGAAGAAGAGGAAACAAAAACAGUAAACCGCACUAAGCGUUCGCAAUCCGAAGAGGACGACGAAGAGGAAGAAGAGGACGAGGACGAAGACAGUACAACAACCACAGACGACACCACUACAAACACCACCACAACUGGCAGAAACACAAACACCAACAACAGUGUCGUCCGGCGCAACAAUGCUCGAAGCCGAGACUCUUCUACUGACGAUGAUACUCGGAACAGCGACGCUAGCGACGAUGAUUCUGACGAUGUAUCUGAUCGGAAUAAUAAUAUCAGCGGAGUUCGUCGCAAACAACCGAAGGAGUAUGAUCUGGACGAUUUUCAGAUACUGAAAACUAUAGGAACCGGAACGUUUGGGCGGGUGUGCCUUUGUCGGGACAAAGUGACGGACAAGUACUGGGCCAUGAAGAUCCUGGCGAUGGCCGACGUGAUACGGUUGAAGCAGAUCGAGCACGUCAAGAACGAGAAGAACAUCCUGCACGAAAUCGACCAUCCGUUUAUCGUCAAUAUGCGAUGGCACGCCAAGGACGACUGCUGUCUGUACAUGCUGUUUGAGUACGUGAGCGGUGGCGAGCUGUUUUCGUACCUCCGGAACGCGGGUCGGUUUGACAACGGGACCGCAAACUUUUACGCGUGCGAAAUUGUGCUCGCGCUGGAGUACCUUCACCAGCUGCAGAUCGUCUAUCGGGACUUGAAGCCGGAGAACCUGCUGCUCGAUCGGGACGGUCAUCUGAAAAUCACCGACUUUGGGUUCGCCAAAAAGCUCAAGGACCGAACGUGGACGCUGUGCGGGACGCCGGAAUAUCUGGCACCGGAAAUCAUUCAGUCCAAGGGUCACAACAAGGCCGUUGAUUGGUGGGCAUUAGGCGUGCUGAUCUACGAGAUGGUCGUCGGAUAUCCACCCUUCUACGACGAUAAUCCGUUCGGCAUCUACGAGAAGAUCCUCAGCGGCAAGAUCGAGUGGUCGCGGCACAUCGAACCGAUCGCAAAGGACCUGGUCAAGAAGCUGCUGGUGCAGGACCGAACGAAGCGGCUGGGGAACAUGAAGAACGGAGCGGAAGACAUCAAAAGGCACCGAUGGUUCAAACACCUUGACUGGGACGUGGUGAUAAACAAGAAACUGAAGCCUCCAAUCGUGCCAAAGUUCGUGUUCGAGGGCGACACCAGCAAUUUUGACGACUACCCGGAGACGGACUGGAAGUCGGCCCGCUCGCUGGACAAGGUCGAGAUGCAGCUGUUUGAAGAUUUCUAAAUAUUUUAAAAAUAGUGAAUGAAACAUUAAGGGAAGAGAACAAAAGAGAGAGGUGUUUUGCAGACAUAAAUUGAUCCCCAAACUUCCCCUCAAAGCUAAGAAAAUGCGUUAAACCAACUAAGAAAUAGCUUUAAUAUUUAACAGAAGGGUUUCUAAACAUCUAAAUAUGUGUAAUGAUUGUCACACAAGGCACUCGAAAUGUAUUCAACUUCAAUGUGACUGGCAAAUAUUUCGUUGUAAAUAAUCAUUCGAUUCUGAAACAAAAAAAAACAAGACCAAUUAAUGUGAAACAAUUGAAUGAUCGCUAUCAAAAGUGUUAUCAAAAUUAAAGGAAAAAAUGUUUCUAAAUUAGGCAGUUUGUAAGUGAUGGUUAAGUUAGAUUUAUUUUAAACAACGUGUUGAGUUACUUAAAUUCCCCUCCAUAUCUUAAGCUAAGUUAUUUUAAACCCAAAACCAUAAACACAUACACACACACUCACUGUGAUAGAGAGAGAAAAGAGAGUUAAAAAGAGGGAAAGAAAAUCAGCACGCGCGUGCUCCAAUUCGAACUAAUCCGUGCGAGCGAUUUUGAAAACACGCGCAAAUCCUAGAUUUUAGUACUAAGUCCUUAGCCUAAGCCAGUGUCUCAGUUUGCCCGGUUUUUCGCGCGUUCCUUUCGCACAAAUUAAGCCUCAACCCAGCAGCUUAGCCAUAAAUCGCGAAAGGAAGUCUUGUUUGGAAUUUUAAGUUUUGUUUUAUUUUGCUGUUGAUUUUACUCUGUUUUUGCUACAACUACAACUAGACUAAAGCAACGUUCGACGUUAUAAUCUAGCUUCUUUGCUGUAAGGGAACGUUUUAGGCAACGUUUCAUGAAAUGUUAAACAAAAUAUCAAUAAUAUCUUACCGAAUAUCAAAAACUACAAAUCACUAAAGCAGAAAUAAAAUCAUUCAUACUUCAA
Molecule: messenger RNA, 3441 nt
Organism: Culex quinquefasciatus (southern house mosquito)
Lineage: Eukaryota; Metazoa; Arthropoda; Insecta; Diptera; Culicidae
Gene: Pka-C3
Product: cAMP-dependent protein kinase catalytic subunit PRKX
Exons: 8
Coding region: 932-2503 (523 amino acids)
Biological process (GO): protein phosphorylation
Molecular function (GO): protein serine/threonine kinase activity; ATP binding
Source: RefSeq, a predicted model, not a curated record